Molecule: messenger RNA, 1274 nt
Organism: Moneuplotes crassus
Lineage: Eukaryota; Ciliophora; Spirotrichea; Euplotida; Euplotidae
Source: the annotation of a GenBank genome assembly
UGGGUCAAAAUUGUUGCUAAAUCUCUCCUUGACGCUCUGGACACGAUCUUGGUUUCCAAUCUGGUGUACAGUUUCUGAAAUAUCUUUGGAUUAAAGUUGCUCUUUGACUGGCUAAUGCCAAAAAAUUAUCAUAAAUCUCACUUAUGAAGGUUUUACUGCUAAGGGAUCUUGAAUAAGUCUGAAUUUGAUAAAUUCGGCCAGUAGUGUUUAAAACUACAUAUUAAAACUGCAUUUUCAAAUGCUUUCUGCUGAACUAUUUCAAUCAAAAUAAAGAUUUCUCGAAAUUACUAUUAUUGCAAUAGGCACAGAAGAUCUCUGUUAUUCAUAAAUGGAGAGCUGACAUUUUUUGACUCUUCAAAAUGGCUUACAAUCAGGACUACUCAUCAGUAAUAUCAAAAGGCCUUUGGUAUUUAUCAAUUAUAAUAUCUUGAAAGCCAAAAGUUUCAAAUGAAAUCAUUACCAGUUUGAAAUGCUAUGCAUGUAACAUCUUCGCUUGAGUUAUUUCUCGAAUCCUCAAAGACACGUCAUGGAACUGGUCAAGAAGGUUGUACCAAGCUCAUGGCUACUCUACAGUCCCUCCUCUAUCAUAAUUCGACUAAGAUCGGUAAAAUAUUUGAGUCAGUUUACCAAUGAUGAGCCACUUCUUGGGCAUGAAAGGACUUGGAGCUCCUUCUUGUCAAUUUUAGGCUUAGAGUUUUCUUUAGCCUUGUUCUUGUCUUUGAUCUUUUGAGACCUUUCCUUUUCUUGCUACAUUAUUUCUUCUUCAUUGUCUUACCAUUGCUGUUGCCUCUAGGGUUUCCUGCUUUAAUACAGGCUCUCUUUUUCCUCCAGAAUUCCAUUUUGAUUAAGAGAAGAAGGUUGAGAGUGGAGUUCAGGAAGUACCAGAGUAAAGCACAGAUUAUGCUUAUAAGUAGAAGAGUUAGGACCAGCCUCAUGAGUAAUACCAAAAUAUACGUGUUCGUUUGUAGACUCAGUUUUUGGUGUUCUAUCUUGUUUAGUAAAAUUAUGAAGUUUCUCCUACUUUAGUGACUCCAUUUUUGCCUGAGAUUUCUUCAUCCUUGGGAGUUUUACCUUUGAUUUCAUAAGAUUAUCCAGAAUAAACUGCCAGGUAAUAAAAUUUUGUGUUUUCUCAGAUUCCUUCUUUUUGACAUUUCCCUGCAUAGUUUACUUUGUUUUUAGGAUCAACAAUGGAAAUGUCAGAGCAUUGAUAAAGUAUUUCAUAUCCAGGGACUUUAUACACCUAUUCAAGCGUUCAGUAAGAACAACUUAUUUCA